GUCGGGCUCGGGGGUCUCGCGGCUCCGGAUCCGGGAGGGGGCGCUCUUAUCGCCCCGGCCCUGCCUCCUUCCCUCACCAUGUGGCGGCUCCUGGGAGCCCUAGUGUGCGGGCCGGCCCAGAAUACCCGUCUGUGCACCAGCCUGCGAAAGCGUUGUUCAGGGAGACCCAUCUCUCGUGGUCGAGCCACUAUCUUCGCCCUGUCUUCUGGCCAGGGCAAGUGUGGUGUGGCGGUCAUUCGCACCAGCGGACCCGCCAGUGGCCCCGCUGUCCUGGGACUCACAGCCUCACAGGCCCUUCCACAACCCCGGGUUGCAACGCUUCGUCUACUGCAGGACCCUGGCUCCACUGAACCUUUAGACAGAGGUCUGAUUCUCUGGUUCCCAGGACCCCACAGCUUUACUGGAGAGGACUGUGCUGAGUUCCACGUCCAUGGCGGGCCGGCCGUUGUGAGCGCUGUGCUGGGGGCACUGGGCAGCAUACCGGGCCUUCGGCCAGCGGAGGCUGGAGAGUUCACCAAGCGAGCCUUUCAGAAUGGGAAACUGAGCCUGACUGAGGUGGAGGGGCUGGGGGACCUGAUCCAUGCUGAGACAGAGGCCCAGCGGCGCCAGGCCCUGAGGCAGCUCCAGGGGGAGCUAGGACAGCUCUGCCAAGGCUGGGGAGAGACCCUAACUACGGCCCUGGCCCACCUGGAGGCCUACAUUGAUUUCAGCGAGGAUGACAAUAUUGAAGAAGGCGUGUUGGAGUGGGUGGACACUACUGUGCGGGGGCUCCGGGAAGCCCUCCUGGCCCACCUGCAAGAUGCCCGUCGGGGACAGCGGCUCCGCUCGGGGGCCCAGGUGGUCAUUGCUGGCCCAGCCAAUGCAGGCAAGAGCAGUCUCAUCAACCUGCUGAGUCGGAGGCCUGUGGCCAUCGUGUCGCCCGAGCCGGGCACCACCAGGGACGUGGUGGAGUCAGCCGUGGACAUCGGGGGCUUCCCAGCCCUGCUGAGUGACACGGCGGGGCUCCGGGACAGCCCAGACCUGGUGGAACAGGAGGGCGUCCGGCGGGCCCAGGACAGGCUGGCUCAAGCCGACAUCGUGCUGGCCCUACUAGAUGCCACAGACUUGGCCUCGGCCUCUAGCCGUCACUUCCUGGAGACAGUGGUGACUCCUGGGGGACCCUCCACCCCCGGGCGCCGCAUCCUGCUGGUACUUAACAAGGCUGACCUGCUGCCAGAGGGGAUGCAGCCCAGGGGGCCUGCCCUGCCCCCCCACCUCCUGCUGUCCUGCAAGACAGAGGCUGGCCUGGAGGCUGUGCUGGCCUCCUUAAAGAGGGAGCUGGCUGCUGUAUGCGGUGAUCCAACCGUUGGGCCGCCGGUCCUGACCCGGGCCCGCCACCGUCACCACCUUCAAAGCUGUUGUGAAGCCCUGGGUCGUUAUGAACAAAGCAGGGCCCGGGACCUGGCUCUGGCUGCUGAGGAGCUGAGGGCUGCCCGAAGGCAGCUGGGCCACCUCACUGGGCAGGCCGGGGCCGAAGACAUCCUCGAGGUCAUCUUCCGGGACUUCUGCAUUGGCAAAUGAGGACUGAAGGAAGGCCAGGCAUGCACGGCCAGUCGGCAGCAGGGCCACAGGAUGGCCAAGAAGGAUUCUCCAGUGUGACUCAGGAGCACUGGGUUUGUUGAAGAAGUCUGUAGACAGCCACUCUGCCCACCUUGGCCCUGUCUAAUGUGCCUUCCCUCCUAGGCUGGGGCCUGGGCCUACUCUCUCCCCAGGAAGUCUAGGCCAUUAGGCGCUUACCUCCGUCAUCCUAGAAGAGGGAGGAGGUGGGAUGUGGAUUUCAGCUGGAGACAGGCUCCUUUACAAGAGUGAAUGAGGUGGCUCAGGCAUUCGAGGCCUUUGCAGAGCAGGGGAAAGGACACUGCCUGAUAAUAAACAGGCUUUUUAAAAAGAAA
Molecule: messenger RNA, 1931 nt
Organism: Phascolarctos cinereus (koala)
Lineage: Eukaryota; Metazoa; Chordata; Mammalia; Diprotodontia; Phascolarctidae
Gene: GTPBP3
Product: GTP binding protein 3, mitochondrial
Biological process (GO): tRNA wobble uridine modification; tRNA methylation
Cellular component (GO): mitochondrion; cytoplasm
Molecular function (GO): protein binding; GTPase activity; GTP binding
Source: RefSeq, a predicted model, not a curated record